Molecule: messenger RNA, 270 nt
Organism: Porites evermanni
Lineage: Eukaryota; Metazoa; Cnidaria; Anthozoa; Scleractinia; Poritidae
Source: the annotation of a GenBank genome assembly
AUGAGCUUACUCAAAGGGAACAACAGAUGGGGAAAGAUUUGUAAUGGCUGCACAAACCCUGAUCAUCCUGUCAAUAAGUGGAAUUUUUCCACUUUUCUCUGAACAUGUCAUAUAAUCCAUUGGUAGUAUUCCCUGCAGGAUAGAAUACUUUUGCCUCAGCAGUCCAAUGACACGCUCGACAUGUAUUCGCACAUUCGCAAUUCCUCGUGUUCGUUCCACAUCAAGUGGAUCAAGUUGGUUCUUUCCUCUAGUGAAGGCAGGGAUAGCUAA